This is a messenger RNA of Recurvomyces mirabilis, 1854 nucleotides long. RefSeq lists its product as uncharacterized. Bases 1 to 1854 code for a protein of 617 amino acids. NCBI's taxonomy places the organism in Eukaryota, Fungi, Ascomycota, Dothideomycetes, Mycosphaerellales, Teratosphaeriaceae. The transcript has 5 exons. The record is from RefSeq and is a predicted model, not a curated record. Gene Ontology annotation, biological process: proteolysis. Gene Ontology annotation, molecular function: tripeptidyl-peptidase activity; serine-type endopeptidase activity.
AUGGACGUCUCGCAUCCUGACUCGACCAAUUAUGGCAACCACCUCAGUGCAGACGACGUUCAUGACAUCUUCGCACCUAGCGAGGAGACCACGCAAGCUGUGAAGGCGUGGUCUGUCAGUUCCGGUGUCGAAGAAGAGGAUAUCAUGCACUAUACCAAUCGCGGAUGGCUUGCAGUUGAUCUGCCAGUGACUCAGGUCGAGUCGAUGCUUGGUGUGGAGUACUACGAACACGAAGACAGUCAAGGCCGCACGAGAGUUGGCUGCGACGAAUAUCAUCUACCAGCACAUCUGUCCGAACACGUCGACUUCAUCAAACCUGGUAUUGUGCUGUCAGCGCCUCUGAGAAAGCGCGUGCUCAAGCGUGAUGGUGAGCAAUCCGGACCCCCAAGAGGUGGUCCUGGCUGGGGCUGGGGACCACCGCACUAUCCAUCUCACCCGUGGCCUCACUGGAACCUCCUCCUGGCUCUGGCGGACUACCAUUUGAUGUUCAGAAUUGUGGUGUCAAUAUCACUUCUUUACGAUAUCCCAAAUGCCAAAUACAGCGAUCCAGCCAACAAGCUCGGCAUCUUCGAAUAUGGAGACGUUUUCGCUCAAGGAGACAUUGACAAGUUCUUUGCCAAGUUUGCACCUCAGAUCCCGCAGGGCACUGCGCCACAGGUUGAUUCUAUUGAUGGUGGUGAGGCGCCUGUGGCUGUCAACAGCCUGUACAACACUGGCGAGUCGGAUGUUGGUCUAAGUUUGGGUUAUGCCCUGAUCUACCCUCAGCAGAUUAUCGUCUAUCAGACCGACGAUAUCCCAACAACCACAGGAGAACGCAACAACGGAGGCUAUGCAGGCUUCCUGAACGAUUUCAUUGACGCGAUUGACGGCUCCUACUGCAACUACACAGCCUACGGCAUCACCGGCAACUCCCCUGGCACCGACCCAAGCUGGCCAGAUCCCGAACAAGGCGGAUACAAAGGCCAGCUCAUGUGCGGCACGUACUCUCUCACCCGCGGCCUCAGCGCAUCUUAUGGUGAGCCGGAGAUUGAUCUUCCCAAACCUUACGUCGAGAGACACUGUAACGAGUUCAUGGAGCUUGGUCUGCAAGGCCACAGUGUCCUCUUCUCCAGCAGCGACUUUUGCGUUGGAGGCUCCCCGGACCCGAACAGGAAUAAUUGCAUCUCGUCGACGACGAUGAACAAUUCCAUCUAUAAUCCGGACUACCCGAGCGGAUGCCCGUACAUCACGUCUGUCGGCGGCACGAGACUUUACCCGAAUGACACUAUCAACGACCCGGAGAGUGCCAUGAGUGUGAAUCUGACGGCGUUCAAUAUUGCCACGGGCGAGGGGACGCCGACCGAGACGGACGCAUAUUUCGGGUCCGGCGGUGGCUUCUCCAACUACUUCUCCCCCCCAGCCUACCAACAAGCCGCCGUGGCAAAAUACCUAGCCGAGCACAACGACCAGAAAUCCUACAUCGUAAACAGCGACGCCUCGAACAUCGGCGAGAACAACGGCGUCUACAAACGCGCCGGAAGAGGCUACCCCGACGUCUCCGCCAACGGCGCCUUCCUCCAAAUCUUCAACAAUGCCACCCAAAUCACCAUCUUCGGCACCUCCCUCUCCGCCCCAAUCUUCGGUUCCGUCCUCACCCUCCUCAACGAAGAACUGACCCGGGCGGGGAAACCGCCCGUGGGGUUCGUAAAUCCCGCGCUGUACGCACAUCCGUAUGUCUUGAAUGAUAUCACAAAUGGGUCGAAUGCGAACUGUGGCGGGCCCGGGUUCGAGACGGCGGUAGGGUGGGAUCCGGUGACGGGGUUGGGGACGCCGGAUUAUCCUAGGAUGUUGGAGUUGUUCAUGGGGUUGAAGUAA